Messenger RNA from Ceraceosorus bombacis, 2217 nucleotides. The record is from the annotation of a GenBank genome assembly. NCBI's taxonomy places the organism in Eukaryota, Fungi, Basidiomycota, Exobasidiomycetes, Ceraceosorales, Ceraceosoraceae.
AUGGCUACACUUCCGCGGCUUGCUCCUCUCUCCCUUGCGGCACCCGCACCCGUGCCUUCCACGCCGACCAUUACCAUUCUGGGUAGUAGCCGUUGGGCGCAAGAUGCAGCACUGUUCUGGCUAGCCUUUGGCGCCGACGUGAACCUGAUUUGCGAUCGCGAUCGCGAUGGCGGUGCUGGCGAUGGCGAUGGCGAUGAAGAGUCUGAUGAGUCUGUGGAGCAAGAGCAAGAGCAAGAGCAAGAGCAAGAGCAAGAGCAAGAGCAAGAGCAAGAGCAAGAGCAAGAGCAAGCAAAGUCGUUGUCGUCACAAAUUCAACUUGGCCUACUCGACAGGCUGGCUACGGUGCCACGCUAUCGAGCCCGCAACACGCUCCACACCAUGCCCUCUGCCGAGCAUGUCGGUCUGAGUCACGAUUCUGCUGCUUCCGCCUCCGCCUCCGCCUCCGCCUCCACUUCCGCCCUUUUGCUGGAUCUGAGCGCCAGCUCGCCGUCGGCGUCGCAAGCAAAGGCGAUCAUCCUACCUUCGCCUGCGCCUGCGCCUGCACCUGCGCAGUUGGACAAGGUAUCACGUGAACCGACGAAUGAACAGGCGCAGACGCAGGCGCUCCCGAUGCUCUUGCACCUUCUUCCCACUCGCGAUAACGAUAUCCUUGACAGUGCUGCCCUCGAGAUUCUCCUUCCGGCCAGUGCAGAUGGCCCAUCAUCGGCCGAUGCAUACUCAAACUCUUCCCUCGCCGCUCUCGACUCGCUCAUCGCGGCUUUAGGAUUGACAAGCUGGCGAAGGUGAGUUCUGAAUUCUCGCCCGCAUCCAUCCGGCCUUUCAUGGGUCUGCCUCUCCGAUGGGCGCCCUUUCAUUUGUUGGGUGCUCUUUGGCCGCGCAUCUCUUCAGCCACGACGCGCUUCGCCUUACCCAUCUGACGCGAUGUUAUCCCCUCACACUUACAAAAGAGUGGUGGACGCACAAAGCCCCCUCGAAAGGCUGCGCACGGCUGUUCGAGAUUUUCGCUUUGCAUGUAGCAAGGCGCCAAGGGAUAUAGAGGAAGCACAUCCAGAGCAAGUGCCUGACGGCCUCGAUCUGUACAAGAUGUUGCAGAUCAGAUCAGGCGAAGAGCAUGCAGUGCUCGAUGCUCAGAGAGUCUCACGUGGGCUUGGCCAGACGCGCACGCCCUACAUCUUAGCAUUGGAAUUGCUUCGAGCAAAAUUGCUUUGCAUCGAUGCGCGCACGGGUCAAACACACGAUGUGUGCGAUCUAUCGAGCUUCGGCCCUUCAGGAUCCCUGCGUGGUCCGGAUGGCGUGACUUUUGAUGCCUUGAGAGGGUGCGCAUACGUUACUUGUAUGGGCACGCCGUCCUCCGAUAACGGAUGGAUACUCCGAGUGCCGCUCUCAAUCCGACACGAACCGGAAGGGGAGCGCGUGGGUGCAUCAGAAGCACGCCAUGUGAGCUGCUCGGCGCAGCCAGAAUACGUAGUCAGACCUGGACAGACGCACACGCCGAAGCAAGUCUGUUACGAGGAGAAGACGGAUAGGAUCUACUGGUGCGAUCGAGAAGGUGGCCGGAUCCAGAGCAUCAAGCCGGAUGGAAGCUCUUUACAGACGAUCUACCGCUCUCAUCCCGCGCAUAUCCCCAAACCUCUUGCAGAUCAGCGGGAUUGGUGCGUGGGAAUAGCGAUAGACGCGCAGAGGGACCUCUUGUACUGGACGCAAAAAGGCUACGCAAAGAGCAUGUCAGGAAGGAUCUUCUGUGCUCCGCUCCCCACCAUCGCUUCGCAAUCGCAAGAAGAAGCAUCACACUUGACACCGGAUUCCGAAUCUGUGCACUUGAUCGCCGACGCAUUGCCCGAACCGAUCGACCUGCACCUCAGCCCUGACGGGCAGUGGCUCUAUUGCACCACGCGCGGAGAAGUUCCGUUUGGAAAUUCCGUCCUGAGGUUCUGGGUGGGUCGGUGCGACGAGGAGGGGGGCGGUCAUGAGCCCUCUGCGCAGGCUGCAUUGCAGGUACAGCGCUUGACACCCGCCUCUUUUGCUCCUCUACUCGUUUCGCUGGGCUUUCACGAAGCGAUAGGCCUAGCCAUCUCAUCCACACCUCACCACCCUGACGCUCGUAUCUACGUCGCCGACCUUGGCGGCUCGAUUUGGAGUCACCGUACCAAUGGUACGGAUCGUAGAUGCUUGCUCAAAGAUGCCGGUAGCUUCACAGGACUAUGUUUGCUGGAGUAG